Saccharomycopsis crataegensis is the source of this 2763-nucleotide messenger RNA. It is a transcript of the gene SPO22, whose product is annotated as Spo22p. Bases 1 to 2763 code for a protein of 920 amino acids. The transcript has 6 exons. Gene Ontology annotation, biological process: meiotic cell cycle; regulation of synaptonemal complex assembly. NCBI's taxonomy places the organism in Eukaryota, Fungi, Ascomycota, Saccharomycetes, Ascoideales, Saccharomycopsidaceae. The record is from RefSeq and is a predicted model, not a curated record.
AUGUCAGCAGUUAAAUCUACUUUGAAAGAUAUCUUUAAGUCAAAAGAAAAGUUAACCACGGAAUCUUUAGCGCCCUUGGUGAAUGGAUUGGCCAUAUUAUUCCCAAUAACAGAAACUUUGGAAAGGACCAUUGGGAAAGAGGAUGUUUCUGGUUUGGAUGAUGUUUUUAUUUCCUCGAUAGAAGCAAACUCGUCAAAUUUGUGGAAUGCUGCUACCAUAUGUUUAAAGGAUUGCAAUCCCGAUUUAGUAGAAUUCAUGUGUGAAGUCAAACUCUUGGGCUCAAUUUUGUUGUCUAUCCAUCAGAAUCUUAAAGAGUCCUUGGAUGGGAAACUUAGGUGUCUAAAGUGUAUGAUUAAGGUAUUUUCUAACUGUGUUGAUGAAAAUAAGUUCACUUUGGCCAGAAAGGCACAAAUAUAUGCUGACAAGUAUUUGACAUCACUCGAGAAAAUAGUACAUGAUUCAGAUCCUCAAAAGACAGAAUUAGAAUCUCAAAGAUUGGAUUUACUAUUCACAAAUGUUGAAAUGGCAAUCAAGGAUCAGGAUUUCAAAAUGGCCAACAUCUAUCUUUCAAGAUGUGAGUUAGAAAAAAAGGCAAAUAUUUCAAAACCGUCAUCCAUCAUUGAAUUUUGUAGGAAAAUCUUCAAUGCCUGUGUUUUAUUGAAUGAUACGGUGAAAGAAUCUACCCAAGGCGAGGCUGGAAAAGUUGUCAAUAAUAAUUUAGAAGACCAAGUAAUUGAUUUUUUGAAGAAAGCAGCCAAUUUCUUAAGUUUAGAAAUAAAGUAUGAGCCGAUAGCCAUAUAUAAAACUGUCAAGUUCAACAUUUUGAUGUUAUUGGUUGAAUGUUAUUUGAGAAAGGGUGACAAUGAAUCUUUGAUGAAAUGUGAAUCCUGCAUUUCAUUUUUGGAGAUGAUAUACCCAGAUAAAGCAGAGCCCUACAUCUUGGGAAUUAACUUGUUGAAAAAAACUAAACCAAUUGAUCUAGUAUUAUUCCAGCAAAUUGUGAUGAAGAUGAUUAUGAAUGUUGACAUGAAAAAUUGCUUUGAUUUUAUGCUUAGUACUAUCAACGACUUUUCGAAUUCGGAUGUUUUGAAUACCCUUCAUUGUUUAGAUUACUUGAUAACCAAUAAGCUAAACCAAGAAGAGCACAGUGAUAACUUUGAGUUGGCUGUAAAUACUAGGAUUUGGAUUACAAUUAACAAAGAGUACGAAGUUUCGGUGAGUACGAAAGCCAAAGAUCUUCAAGGAUUCAUGAAUUCUGUUGAGAAGAUGCUUACUAAAGGUCUUUCUAAGGAAGCUUGUUUAGGGGCAAUUGUGUUAUUUUGGACUACUGGUAAAAAGGAAUUGAAGAAGCACUGUGCAGAGCAUGCCAUUGAAUGGUUAAGAUUGGCAUCCCACAGAUUGAUUAUCCCUAAUUUGGAUGAUUUUGAAGAUGUUUGCAAAAUCCAGCGAAGUUUAAUCAAAGGCUAUUUGGAAUUGUAUCAAUAUGACCACGCUUUUGAGACUUAUCAGAAAAUGACAGAUAAGGAGCAAAAAAAUCCUUUGACUAUCUACUUGAUUUUCCAAAUUUUUAAAGCUCGUGAAGAUGAGGGGUCUCUUAGAAAAUGCAUCAAGCUUCUUGCUGAUGAUGAUUCAAAUCUUUCUGGCACUGUUUUAGCAGCCUGUCUUGCAGAGUUUAAAAAUAAUGUUGAAAUUAUUGUUGAAGGGCUUAUGGCUUUAAUAAAGCAUUCUGAAAGAGAAGUGGACUCAAUAUUAGUUGCAGUUGCUAUCAGAUGCAAUUUACAGUUAAUUUUGAGCGAAUCUGUGAAAACUAAUGAGCUUAAUAUAAAGAAAAGCUACUUUAAGCUUUUAGCUAGCCUUCUUCAAGCAACUUAUGGUUAUGUUUGUGGCUAUGAAAAACGAACGGAAUCACAGACGUCUUCAAAUGUUGAGAAAGCCAUAGAAAUUUAUUCUGCUGUCGAGAUUGAGUGGUUGAGUAGCAACUUAUUCAAUACUGCAAGAUAUUGUUAUGACUCUAAACUAUUCGCGGAGGGAUCAAGUUUAGCUAACUUUUCUCAGAAGUUUACAAUUUUAUUAUUAAAUAGAUGCGAUAAUUUAAACCAUAAAGAAGAUUUGGCAGUUUGGCAGAUGAAAACAAUGUUGCUAGAACUUUUGUGUGACUAUGAGCUAUAUAAAUUAGAUAAGAAAGGGGAGGAAGACCAAAGCGUUGAUAAAAUAACGGUGGAAAAAAUCAUCGGAAAGUCAAUCCUUCUAAAAGAGUUUAUAACCAAGAGAGGAUAUCCUUUGGAAAUUUGUGAUUCAGAACAUGCUAGUACAUAUGAAAAUAAAGAGUAUGGUAUUGGUGAAACAUUUGUUAGUAUUACGAAAACCAGCAAUUGCCCAAAGAGCACAUAUAAGAACAUUCUACAAAGUAUUCUCAACCAUGAAUUUGAAAGAGAGUCUAUUUCCAUUUCUUUUGUUUCUAAAUUGGGGAGGUUCAUAAUUGGUGACUUUUUAGAAAGUGACAAUGAUUUAUGUGCUUCUAUCGCAAAUUUGAUUUUCUCGAGAAUCAUUGCUAUGAAGGAAAAAACUUAUCCUGAACAAGAACUUGUGUGGCUAGCAACUUCUUUUUGGAACUUUGGUGUCAGCUUGAUUAUACUUGGAGAUUUAACUAACGGUUCGCCUUGGUGUGAUAAGGCGUUCCAAUUUGCUGGAUUGGCGAAUGAAAGAUUAGAAAUGCAAUUUCGAACCCUUUGGCCUCAGUUAUUGAAGGCGGGCGGGAGAUAA